GCUGUUGUGCAGGUGCUCCCCCCGCGUGAAAGAGCGCGAGUGGGAUUUCCCAGCGCGUGCACCGAAUUUGAAAGCGCUCGCGGAGGCCCGACGCGACCAGGCUGAGCGAGCCGUGCCGAGGAGGCGCCGACCCGACGGGCGGAGCGGAGCCGUAACCGCGCGGCUUUAACCGGCCAGGGGCGCAGCGCGAACCGCCCUAGCAGGAGUUGAGGCGGAGGGAUUCCGCUCUUCGGGUAUUUUCUGCUUUCCUUCACGGACGGAGCGCCGCCGAAACGGCUCUGUAGGGAGGGGGCGGUGUUUCCCACUCUCGGAGGGAGGCAGCAGCACCGGAUUCGCUCUCCGCUCCGUCCGCUGCGGUUUUUCGGAGACGGAGCGCCGGGGCAAAGGUUGAACCUGCUUGUCGGGCAGCGCGGACGGGCAGCGCCGCGUAGAAUGGCUGCUGGAGAAAGAGAAGAAAGGGACACAUGAAUUCGGGAUAGACUCGAGAGCGAGAGAGCUGAGGAAGAGGAUGGUGAGCAGCCAACCCAAAUACGAGCUAAUCCAGGAGGUGGGGCGGGGCAGCUACGGGGUGGUGUACGAGGCGGUGGUGCAGCGGACAGGGGCUCGCGUGGCCGUGAAGAAGAUCCGCUGCCACUCUCCCGAGAACGUGGAGCUCGCCCUGCGCGAGUUCUGGGCCCUCAGCAGCAUCCAGAGCCAACACCCCAACGUGAUCCACCUGGAGGAGUGCGUGCUCCAGAGAGACGGCCUGGCCCAGAGGAUGAGCCACGGGUCCAACUCCUCUCUGUACCUGGAGCUGGUGGAGACCUCCCUAAAGGGCGAGAUUGCAUUCGACCCUCGCUGCGCCUACUACCUGUGGUUCGUCAUGGACUUCUGUGACGGAGGAGACAUGAACGCCUACCUGCUGUCGCGCAAGCCCAGCCGCAAGACCAACACCAGCUUCAUGCUGCAGCUGGGCAGCGCGCUGGCCUUCCUGCACCGCAACCAGAUCAUCCACAGAGACCUCAAACCCGACAACAUCCUCAUCUCCCAGUGCCGCACGCCGGCCGGCCUGUCCGAGCCCACGCUGAAGGUGGCCGACUUCGGCCUGAGCAAGGUCUGCUCCGCCUCCGGCCUCAACCCCGAGGAGCCGGCCAGCGUCAACAAGUGUUUCCUGUCCAUGGCGUGCGGCACAGACUUUUACAUGGCCCCCGAGGUGUGGGAGGGCCACUACACCGCCAAAGCGGACAUCUUCGCUCUGGGCGUCAUCAUCUGGGCCAUGGUGGAGAGGAUCACCUUCGUGGACGUGGAGACGCAGAAGGAGCUGCUGGGGAGCUACGUGCAGCACGGCGAGGAGAUCGUUCCGCUGGGCGAGGCCUUGCUGGAGAACCCCAAGAUGGAGCUGCUCAUUCCGGCGCGGAAGAAAAGCAUGAACGCGGGAAUGAAGCAGCUGAUCAGGGAGAUGCUGUCGGCUAAUCCGCAGGAACGGCCGGACGCCUUUGAGCUGGAACUCAGACUGGUGCGCAUCGCCUGCAGGGAACUGGACUGGGACACGUGAGGAGACCACUGCCAAGCUGUGGAUGGACAAUUUCUUCCUUUUUGUUUUGUCCUUUUUUUUGUGUGUGUGUUUUUUUUUUUGUUUUUGUUUUUCUUUAUUUUUACACCACCGAGCAAAACAAACGCAGUUGGGUAACGUCAUAAGAUGCUCUGUUUCAAGUCAUUUCUGUAUAUGGUUGUCGUAACGCGUACAAGGUGAGUCAAAAGUCAGGAGUCACGAAAUAUCUGAGAGAUGCUUAAAGGUUCACCCCUUACUCCACAGGAGGAUUUGAUUGGCCAGGACAUGUUCGGUGUCUGAAGCUCGCUUGGAGCUACAAGGCUGGUGUAACAGAAGGCUGUUCACAGUCACACCAAAAAAGAGCAGAAAGCGUCUGGGAACAUUUCGUUUAUCCAUUAAUUCAGUCUCCCUGCCCGUCUGCCUAGCUCUGUUAAAGGCUGCGUGUUCUAGAUAACUGUGAAAAAAGAAAGUUCCCCGGCUCUUAUGGAAUAAAGGUGCUUGAAAUAGUACGUAAACAUUU
This is a messenger RNA of Pygocentrus nattereri (red-bellied piranha), 2051 nucleotides long. RefSeq names its product PDLIM1 interacting kinase 1 like (gene pdik1l). Gene Ontology annotation, cellular component: cytoplasm; autophagosome. The transcript has 3 exons. Gene Ontology annotation, biological process: peptidyl-serine phosphorylation; positive regulation of autophagy; protein autophosphorylation. The record is from RefSeq and is a predicted model, not a curated record. NCBI's taxonomy places the organism in Eukaryota, Metazoa, Chordata, Actinopteri, Characiformes, Serrasalmidae. Gene Ontology annotation, molecular function: protein serine/threonine kinase activity; ATP binding. Bases 509 to 1534 code for a protein of 341 amino acids.